AUGCACCAGAGUAGUGCGCAUUUGUUGAGUUCCACAUUUUAUUCAAGGAUUAGUUCUCUGUUAAGAUGUAACGAAGGGUUAACACUGGUUAUUCAGAACAGUUUGUGCCAUCAGAAGCUGCAUUAUUGUACAGGACUGGGAGCCACUUCGAGCAGCAUUCUUAAACAGUCUGAAAAUAGUUUGCACCCUCGGAGUAAUAUCUACAAUACCACGAGAAGAAUGGCUUUUAUGAAGACUCCAUGCAACAUUGGUGACCCGGUGUCAGAAGUGGAGACUCCUUCCCUCCUGGUUUGCCUGAAAAGUCUAGAAUACAACCUGAAGAAGAUGACAGAAACAAUGAAAGCAUUUCCGGGUGUGAACUUUAGGACACAUGCUAAGACUCACAAGUGCCCAAUGAUAAGCAGACUGCAGAUCAAAUCUGGGGCUGUUGGUGUGUGUUGUCAGACAUUGACAGAAGCAGAGGCAAUGGUUGAAGGGGGCAUUGAAGAUAUUCUGUUGUCUAAUCAGGUAAUUGGCAUAAAAAAACUGAGGAGGCUAGCUGGCCUGGCUCGCUAUGCUAAGAUAGCAGCUUGUGUAGAUAGUGAGGGAAAUAUAGAAGACCUGAGUCAAGCUGCCAGGGAACUUGGUGUGACUGUAGACGUCCUCGUUGAGGUCAAUGUUGGUGGCAACAGGUGUGGCGUAGAACCUGGUGACAGUGUUUUGAAACUGGCUGAAAAGAUCAAAUCUCUUCCAAAUAUCAACUUUAAGGGUUUACAGUGUUACAAUGGCAAGAUCCAGCACAUACGAAGUGCAGCUGAUAGAAAGGCAGCUGUUGGUGUGGUAAUUGAAAAGACAGUGAAGUCAAUCAAGGCUUUAAAAGACAGGGGCAUUGAUUGUAGUUAUAUUACUGGGGGUGGAACAGGCACAUUUCAAUAUGAAGCCAGCAGUGGAGUUUUUACCGAAGUCCAGCCAGGUUCGUAUGUUUUCAUGGAUGUUGAUUAUGGCAAGAACCUCGAUGUGAAAGAACAGUUUGUCUCAGACUUCCAGCAGUCACUGUAUGUGCUGAGUACAGUCCAGAGUGUAGCGGCUGGAGAUCGAGCUAUUCUUGAUGCAGGUCUCAAGGCACAUAGUCUGGACUCAGGUGUUCCAAAGCUGAGUGGCCAUCCUGAUUUGACAUACUACAAUGGAGGGGAUGAACAUGGAGUCGUUAUACCAGACGGUGGUCUAAAGGUGGGAGAUCUAGUGUGGUUGAUCCCAGGUCACUGUGACCCGACUGUGAACAUGCAUGAGUGGGUUGUGGGACUUCGGGAUGGGAAAGUGGAAUGUAUCUGGCCAGUUAGUGGUCGGGGACCAGGAAAGUAG
Candidula unifasciata is the source of this 1341-nucleotide messenger RNA. NCBI's taxonomy places the organism in Eukaryota, Metazoa, Mollusca, Gastropoda, Stylommatophora, Geomitridae. The record is from the annotation of a GenBank genome assembly.